GCAACUACUGCCUUCACUUGUGUCCUUCACUUAUCUUUCAUAACCACGGCCAGCCAGUGUGAUAUUCGUGGUGUCCCAUUAGGACCGUGUACACCAGUAUGAGCUCUCUUACAUUCUUGGUAACAGAGCUUCAGUCGCUGGCAAGUGAGACCCGGAGGAAGCAUCCGGAAGUUCGCGAGGCAGCGGAGAAAUCAUUGACUAUCUUCAGAGCCUCACCCGAACAAGCAACGCUCAAUCUUGCCAAAGAUGGUCCACAAUCCGAUGAGCUGUUGCGGCCCAUAUUCAUGGGUUGCGCGACGAGGAACGCCAAGGUCGUUGGGAUUGCGUUGGGGUCCUUACAGCGCCUUAUAUCACUCCGGGCGGUACCGACAACCUCCGUCCCGGCCAUCGUCCAGACAAUGGCGGAGUGCAUGAGCCAAGGCGUGGACAUUCAGCUCCGCAUCCUACAAACGCUCCUAUCCCUAAUCACGAACUAUCCGAAUGCCCAUGGGCAAUUGCUUGGUGACGCGCUCCUAUUAUGCUUCAAGCUGCAGGACUCUCGGAUAGCAGUUGUGUCGUCUACGGCCGCUGCUACCCUGCGUCAACUAGUGAUGUUCGUGGUAGACAAGGUCGUAGAUGAGGACAAACAUGAUGUGUCAGACGAGCAGCAACUCUCGUCUAUCACUUUGCCCGACGGUACCGUUACGAAUGUGGGACCAUCGGCUCUGGAUGCGUACGCCAUCUUCGAAGAUCUCUGUUUGUUGGCAAAUUCGGAGAAGCCUCGUUUUCUGAAACUUGAGCACCUCCACAAAACGUUUGCACUCGAGCUAAUAGAAAGCGUGCUUACCAACUAUCAUGAACUCUUCCGCAAGCACAGGGAACUCCUACUUCUUGUACAGCAUCACCUCUGCCCUUUGCUCUUGAAAGCGCUCUCCGAUCGGCCCGUAUUCCCGCUUAGCCUCCGCGCUACACGAGUAGUCUUCCUCUUACUCAAGAAGUUCUCGUCGGAGCUCAAGACGGAGGCUGAGGUGUUCUUUAUGCUACUUAUACGAACCGUUGGUGGCGAUGCGGACAGCGGUUCAGGGCAUGAUGCUCAUGGGUCGCGCCCUUUGUGGAUGCGGGUGCUGGCAAUGGAGAUCAUGCGAGGGCUAUGUGUUGACGCAGAGCUCAUGCGCAACGUUUGGGAACGAUAUGAUGCGCAAAAUACUGGCUCAAAAGUGUUCACGGCUCUGGUCACCUCACUGAAACGCCUUGUAAUGGAAAAACCUGCGCUUCUUGGCGUAUGCUCUCAGAUGUUAGGUCUAGGUGUGCAUUCCGGUAGUGAAGUUGCUCUCGACUCCGUAGGAGGAGUUGCUGGGAUGGUAGCGAACGCUGCUACGGCCACCAUGUCCGGUGUAGUGGGUAUGAUCGCAUCCGGACCUGGGUUGAGCAUACAGGGUUCGUCCAUGAAGCUGCAAUGGCGAGUCGAUCCGCAUCUAUCUACCAUCGACCAGCUUGACAAAGCUGAUUCACCUCCGAUUCCGGAAUCUUACAUCUAUCUCCUCGGAAUCCAAUGUAUCAUUGGACUUUGUGAAGGCUUCGCUACAUUCGCCGCUCCGAUAUACACCACAAUCAUGGUCCAGAAGCCUCGGGCGGCUGGUGAUGCGGUCGUGCGGGCUCCACCCGCACUUGACUUAUCCAAACUUCCCCCAGAAGACCCGAGCACUAAACAAAUGCGAGCAGUGCAUGACAUGGUCGACAAUGGAUGGCCCGCCCUUCUAGCGGCGCUCACAUUUGUAAUAUCCACAAACCUAUCCGACGAACUCUUCGCGGAUGUUCUUGCCAGCUUCCAGGCGUUGACGAACGUUUCGGGUAUGCUUGGUCUGAAGACACCCCGCGACGCAUUCUUCGCGAGCCUUGCAAAGGUCGCGAUACCCUCGAUCGUGGUUUCUAGCGUUGAUUCGUGGAUGGAAAACCAGACGCCUCGUACCGCCUCCAGCUUCUCCGAAGGCCUCGGCCUCAGCGCUCCGGCCCAAUCUCCUGGCCUCUCGGAGAGGAACAUGGCUUGCCUCAAGGUCUUCAUUUCCAGCGCAGUUUUCCUCGCGGGGAGCUUGAACGAGUGUUGGUUCGACGUGCUGGAGACACUUCAGAAUGCAGAGUACGUCAUAACACUCAAAGGGACCAGAACGAUAGCUCCGAAAAGCGGCAGCGUGGCGAGUUCAACGGCCACUCGCACAGGAGAAUCAUCGUCCUCCGCAGGUCACCCUCUCCUCCAGGACCUCAGUUUAGAGAGCUUGCAAACGGCCAUCCAACGAUUAUUCGAUGCAUCGAAGAACAUGGAAGAUCCUGCAUUCCACGAGUUUCUGGAGGCCUUGUGCCGGUUGAGCGCCGAGAUGAUCGAAAUGCAGAGUGAGGCUCCACUGGAGUCGCGCACUAUAGGCGAUAGUGCUAGACCCAUCAGUGUUGCUGCGUCUCCCUCAGUGGAAUCCGGCAGGCGAAGGGUUAGCGGUAUCCAGCUCCCGCGGACACUGCGAUCUGGCGAUUUUGGCAUUAGCAAACUAAGCGGCGUGGCCAGGCUAAACAUCCAUCGCCUCAUCUACCGACCCCCGAAUGUUGCCUGGGAUACUAUAAUCGCCCACUUGUUGGCUGUGAUCCGCAAUCCAACUUCCCCUCCAUCCAUCCGUUCCCAGUCCGCGCGCAUCUUGGAUGACAUUCUUGUUACCGUUCCGCGGAACCUAUCUAGUACGGGUGAUCUAAAGGCUACAGUCCAGGGUCGUGUCUUCGACGCCCUUUCUCGACAAGUCAUCCCGACAGGCCAGUUCGCAUCGGAUAGCUCCUCCACUGGAGUCGAGCUCCGCAAAAUGGGCUUGGAGGCGCUGCAUCAAAUCUUGCAGGCUUCUGGUCAUACCCUUCUUGUUGGAUGGGAGAGCAUCUUUGAGAUGCUUUCGAGCGUAUGCAAACCAGCCGCAGCUCCCAGCGGCGCAGCCAUCGGAUCGACUGAUUCCCCAGUCUCUCCCGCGAAGCCUAGGCCCCCACCACUCGGGUAUGCAAACGAGAAAGCGUACGCUUCACUCGUGAAGAUUGCAUUCCAAUCUCUCACCCUAGUAUGCGAUUCACUCUCUUUGCUUGCCCCAGAACAUCUCCGCCUCUGCAUAUCAACACUGGGCAACUUUGGCCGCCAGGCCGAUACGAACAUUGCUCUCACAGCUGCAGAGAGCCUCCUCUGGGGUGUGUCAGACUCGAUACAAGCAAAAAGGAAAGAUCGCGAGGAUGAGGAGCAAUACAAUGAACUGUGGAUGUUCUUGCUCCUGGAGAUCCUUGGCCUCUGCACGGACGCCCGCCAGGAGGUUCGCAUGGGAGCGAUUCAGACCCUGUUCCGCACCUUGCAACUUUACGGGGCAACCCUGAGCCUGGAGACAUGGGAGGAUUGCGUUUGGAAGAUCACAUUUCCCUUAUUGGAUGCAAUCAGCGAUUCCAUGCGCAACUACACGGGGACUCCAGCUAGUACACCGACUACCGCGGAUUUAUCUCUGAGUGUGUCUGAUCCAACCUGGGGUGACUCCAAGAUUCUCGCGCUUCAAUCUAUCGGCAACAUAUUCUCAGAUUUCCUAUCGACGAAGAUAAUUCACCUCUGUUCAUUCAUCAAGUUGUGGGACGUUUUCGUAGGGCAUGUACAACGCACCGUCUUGUCAGAAAGUCGGAAGAUCAGUCCCCAUGCAUUACGCUGCCUGGAGAAGGUCAUAAAAUCCGCAACUGUGGUGGAGCCUACGCUCGAUGAUGCCAUAUCAGUGGUAUGGACCCGAACAUGGGAGGCCUGCAGUGAAAUAGGCGGGUCGAUAAGUCGGAAGGAUGCAGUAUCUCCUUCUGUCGUGUCCCAUGGAGGGUCACCCCCUGGCGAGCCAUUCACACAAGAGAGUCUAGUCGCGCUUGUAGACGUUUUGUCUGUCACUCGAGCUAUCAGCCGGACCUCUGACAAGUCGGAAUGGCCCUUAGAUCGGUUGAGGGCCUUGAUGGCCAUCCUCAAAGAUGUCCUCACCUAUACACAUUCCCCCGAUUAUCGACCUGAUGUUGAUGUGCUAUCACCUGUGCAGGCGGUGGUUAUGGACAUGAUUACUACCAUCGACCUAUAUGAACCGGGGGUGGUGUCUCUGGUUCUCCGAGACCUGUCCGAAUACGUCAGCUUGCCAUUCUUGGCCGCCUUCGAUGCUCCAGAAACUGGCACACCCUCGGCACGACCCUCGAGUCAGCGCAGACGUAUAACAUACAUCGGACUUUCCAAGAAAUGCAUGCCUAUGCUGGCCGAUCUUUACGCGCAGUUCAAGGAGCAACCUGACAUCUACAACGAUGGCACUGUUGAGGCCAUUUUCUCCGCUUACUCGAUACCAGUCAAGCUGAAGUACGAUUGUCCCCCGUCCUCCAAGCUCAACAAAGAUACGCCUUUGUGGAAGACAGCGACUACGAACUUCCUCCGAGUGGUCAAGGAUUGCGCAGUUCAGAUCAAGGCGCUGGGAGAGCGACUAACCGACGAUGGUGUAGAGAGGGUGUGGCGGCAGAUCAUCGAUGUCUUCAGGGGUGGAAUCCUGGCGGAUUGCUCGCCUGCCGAGUUUAUGACUUUGGAGCAACAGGCGGCCGAGGAGAACUUCGAUCUAGCUCUUGUCGCUGCACUAGAGGUCGAUGUAAUUCCACACCUUGGCGACCCUCGCGUUCCGGAGUCCCUGGUGGUCCACCUAGCCAGGGUCUUGCAGGAAGGCAGUAGAUUGCAAGACUUCAGCAUGGACAAUCCGGAUGGCAGUCCUCAUGAGCAAGAGCAACCUUCAUCACCCGAUGACCAGAAAGUAACUGUGUUCGCCGACCGAGACUACGAAGUAGGGACUACUCACACCGGAAGGACCGUGCCGAGGGAGCGAUUUGCGUAUUGGUGCUUCGACCUACUGUUCCUCAUAUGUUCGGACACAGCCCGAGACCAAGAACCUGCGCGGAGGCGCGUCGCUGCCCUUAGCGUUCUUCCUCUUCUCACUCGGUGCCGCACGACACUAAUCAGCUACAUCGCCGACGAAGCACUGCGUGGCAACCUCCCAUUCCCAAGAGUCCGUGAAGAAGAGCUCCUAUACGUCCUUCGCAAGUUGCUCGAGCUUCGUCUCUGGACAGGGACCCUCUGGGCGGCCCUGUCGGACACGCCAUCUACAUCCUGUCUGGAGCAGCCCUCGAUUGACGCUUUCCUGGCACCUUCGGCACUCGUUGCUGAUGCGGUCAAGCGCUCUGCCCGAGCCCACUUGUUCCAUCUGUACCCUGUCCUUUGCGAGAUUGCGACUGUCCCACGAAAGCCACCGUCGGCGUGGGUAGAUACAAACGGCACUGGCCAAGCACGAGAAUUGGAUGCACGCUCACUUGCGCGCGAUUGUUUGAAGGCUUUGGGGGUCGAGAUGGGAAUCCAAGUUUAGCUUCAUGUACAUUCUUCUUUCGUCUCGCUAUCCGCGCUUCAACUGUAUUUGUCUGUGCUACUAUCGGUCUUUUCUUCGUAGUCAACGAACGAACGAAAUUUACUUGGAGCCCAAAUGCUCUAUCAUACACCUCAGGACGGGAAAUCUUCCAGUUCAUCCGAUUCUCUUAAGGAUUCUCGAAACGCCACGUCUGGUUGGUGCCCUCCCACGUCCACCAGAGCGUCACGGGAGUGCCCGGCGUCGAGUUGCCAUGGUCAGCAAGGUCCCAAUUGUACUUGGUGUUGUGAAGGAAAAUCCGGUGCGUGGACGAAUCCUCCUCGUCAGGCCAAAUGUCCCAGAGGCAGGGGUCCGAAACGGCAACAAGAGGGGUGCCAUUAUCCGGUUCGCCCUCAAAGCCCAGGUAUACCUGGUUGCCGUUGGAGUCGGUAGACUUGAAUAGCCACUCGCCACCGGCCUGCUGUUCUAAUUCCCACUGUUGAUUGGGCCCGCCGUGGUAGUCGUAGCCGAUGAUGGACUUGUUGUCCGCGCCGGAGAGGUCAAUAACCGUGCCGCCCUUGACGUUAACGAGCUUGUAUCUGUUGCCUGAUUGUAUGGAAACAGACAUGAUGGGGUGCACUGGUGCUGGGGAUUCCUCGAGCUGCCUCAGACGGUGGUUUAUAUGUCUAUGUGGUGGCGUAUGACGUGAAUGACCGUGAAGGUUGCUGUAUCGAUGAUCGAUCCCCGGGCAAUGGGUACAUGGGGUACGAUUGCGUACAAACGGGGGUGACUGUCAAGUGGAGAGGCCCAUGCCGCUGGGCCGGUCGUGCCAGGCGCCGUCCAGAGCAAGGUGGACUUGUGAACGUGGGUAUAGAUGUUGCCCGGACGGGUCGCUUCCACUUGCCAAGUCUAUGCACCUUGCG
This is a messenger RNA of Punctularia strigosozonata HHB-11173 SS5, 6298 nucleotides long. RefSeq lists its product as uncharacterized. The record is from RefSeq and is a predicted model, not a curated record. The transcript has 19 exons. Bases 99 to 5399 code for a protein of 1766 amino acids. NCBI's taxonomy places the organism in Eukaryota, Fungi, Basidiomycota, Agaricomycetes, Corticiales, Punctulariaceae.